GCAACGAAACGUCACCCGCGGGUCGGUCCAAGGUCCGGUGUAAACAAGACUGUUAUAUUUUAGCCAGGUUUAAUAAUAUAACGUUUUCAGGUGUCGCGGGGCUUCUUCAUCGGUGCUCUUGUGUUCUGUGUUCGAAAAGGAUCAGAUAAAGUUACCGGUAAAGUUACCGUGUGAUUGGGAACUGAACUUUCAGCGUAACGACACGGCGCUAAUUUCGUUUAGUGGCUUGACAGAAUGGCGGAGGCUCCAGAAGACGUCCACAGUGAUGACUGUCUCACUUCAUACACACACGUCUACAGCCAGGACCUGCUGAAGGAUCAAGUGGCCUUUAUUACGGGCGGCGGCUCCGGCAUCGGCUUCCGUAUCGCGGAGGUUCUCAUGAGGCACGGCUGCGACACGGUGAUUGCCAGCAGGAACCUUGAGAAGCUCACUGAGGCGGCGAAGAAGCUGACCAACGCGACGGGACGUCACUGCCUGCCCCUUCAGGUGGACGUGCGGCAUCCUGACACCAUCUCUACCGCCGUAGACGAGACCCUGAAGGAGUUCGGACGUGUCGAUAUUCUAAUCAACAACGCCGCAGGGAACUUCCUGUGUCCGGCCACCGCUCUGUCCUUCAAUGCCUUCAAAACGGUUAUGGAGAUUGACACCAUGGGAACGUUCAACACCAGCAAAGUCAUCUAUGAAAAAUGGUUCAAGGAUCACGGCGGCUCCAUUGUGAACAUCUCGGCCACACUCGGAUACAAAGGUCAAGCGCUCCAGGUGCAUGCUGGGUCGGCGAAGGCCGCCAACGAUGCCAUGACAAAACACUUGGCAGUGGAAUGGGGUCCUAGUGGUGUGAGGGUCAACACUGUGGCCCCAGGUCCCAUUUCUGGCACUGAGGGUUACCGCAGACUUGGUGGCUCCCACGCGGAGAGCACAGGUAUUUUCCGGACUAUUCCGCUGCAGAGGGCGGGAAAUAAAACGGAAAUGGCGCACGCAGUUCUUUUCCUGGCGAGCCGCGUGGCAUCGUACGUGACCGGCGCUACAGUAGUGGCGGAUGGAGGGGCGUGGCUUACCUCAGCCAAUGAUGUGGAACGCCUGCUGGGUAUACACUCAUCUCGCUCUGCUAAACUCUGAGAGAAGCAGCACUGCACUCAGAUCUUUGGUCCCAGGAGAAAAGGAAAGACAAAUAACCCUGAGCUGGGAGGAAUAGGAGACGGAAACAGUCAUGAUAGAUUCUGAUCAUUAGAAUUUGUUAAUUAAAGAGAUGCUGCACAACUCAUCAGUAUGUACCUAAUGUGCCUCCUGGAGAUGUGCAGCUUGUACAUGAGGUGAUUAUUGUUAUUGACUGUUCUUUCUAAAGGGGAUUUGAAAGAGGUUAAAGUUAAUCUACAUUAAUUAUUAUUAUUUCUUUUUCUUCUUUUCAUCUGUAUAAUUUUUAAUUCAAUUAUUGGUAAUUCCAUGUAGAUCGUGUUUAAAACAAGAUUUUUUUUAAAUUAUCUUUCCCCGUGACUCUGUUUCACAAACUCCUUUGAGGAUUGAAGAUUAUAAAAUGUUUAGAAAUAUAGUCUAACUCUACAUACAUGGUUCAAUUAUUAAAACCUGUAGAAUUCA
Molecule: messenger RNA, 1593 nt
Organism: Tachysurus fulvidraco (yellow catfish)
Lineage: Eukaryota; Metazoa; Chordata; Actinopteri; Siluriformes; Bagridae
Gene: decr2
Product: 2,4-dienoyl CoA reductase 2, peroxisomal
Exons: 10
Coding region: 235-1116 (293 amino acids)
Biological process (GO): fatty acid catabolic process
Molecular function (GO): 2,4-dienoyl-CoA reductase (NADPH) activity
Source: RefSeq, a predicted model, not a curated record